This is a messenger RNA of Salarias fasciatus (jewelled blenny), 3461 nucleotides long. Its product is annotated as glypican-5-like. Gene Ontology annotation, cellular component: plasma membrane; cell surface; extracellular region. Bases 216 to 2033 code for a protein of 605 amino acids. The transcript has 9 exons. The record is from RefSeq and is a predicted model, not a curated record. Gene Ontology annotation, biological process: cell migration; regulation of protein localization to membrane; positive regulation of canonical Wnt signaling pathway. Lineage: Eukaryota; Metazoa; Chordata; Actinopteri; Blenniiformes; Blenniidae.
UCUGUCCGCGAGAAGAGCCCCACAGCUCCCCGCGAGGCGCCCACCCUCACCCCGACCGAUGAUGUGAAGAGGAGACGCGUCGGGCCUGUCAGAUGGUUGAACUAACCCGCGCUCCUGUCUUCUCGCGCGCCGCCUGUUUCCAGCACUGCCCCACACUCCACGGCCGGGUCACAGGAGGAGGAUAUCCACGCGGGUACCUGCUGUGAGAUGCGGCCAUGUCCCGAGGAGUAUGCCCACGCGUGAGCUCCUGCGGAUGUCUUUGGGUCGCGCUGCUCUUCGCGGCGGCGGCGGUCCGGGUGGACGCGUACAGCUGUCAUGAGGUGAGGACGGCGUUCCAGCUGCGGCAGGUCGGACCGCUGAGCCGCGUCCCGGAGACACCUGGCACAGAUGUGGAUCUGCUGGUCUGCAAGCACAAGGGUCCGUCCUGCUGCACCCGGAAGAUGGAGGAGAGCUACCAGCUGGCCGUCCGGCGGGAAACCGUCCACAACAUUUACUCCUACAGCUACGAGCUGGAGCACCUCCUGUCCGGCCACGCCGACGCCUUCCAGGACAUGUUCCAGUACCUCCUGUCGUUCUCUCAGGGCCACCUCAGCUCUCUGCUGGAGGGAACCUACUCGCCGCUGUCCCGCCAGGCCCUCCCCCACGUGAACCAGCUCUUCUCCUCCCUCUCCCUGUACCUCCGCGGGGCCAACGUCUCGGUGGAGGCUUCGGUGCACCACUUCUUCAACCACAUCUUCCCGCUGGUCUACACGCGGCUCAUCAAUCCCGGCAUGGAAGGCGGCAUGACGGCGGGCAACGACAUGAGCGACUGCCUGCGCAUGAUCCGGCAGGACGUCAACCCGUUCGGGCCUCACCCGGCCGCCAUGGCGCAGGAGCUGGCCGGGGCGCUGGGGGCCGGGCGGCAGCUGGGCCUGGCCCUGGAGGAGGGCCUGGAGGUCAUGAACGCCACCGAGCACGCCGGCCUGAGCAAGGAGUGCGUGAAGGGCCUGGUGCGGAUGGUGUACUGCCCCCACUGCCGGGGCCUGACGCUCAUCAAGCCCUGCGUGGGCUACUGCCACAACGUGAUGCGCGGCUGCCUGGCCAGCGUGUCGGAGCUGGAUCAGCCCUGGAGGAGGUACAGCAGCCUGCUGGAGCAGCUCACCCACGCCAUGGCGGGCCACCACAGCCUGGAGCUGGCUCUGCUGGGGGUCCGGGGACACGUUAACGAGGCCCUGCUCUACGCGCAGCUCCACGGUCCGCUCAUUACCGCCACAGUGGACAAAGUGUGUGGCCUUUCCACCAAAGAACCUACAGGCACGCAGCCGACGAGUGCGGAGGUCGCGACCCCCACCGUGACCUCCGCCUCUCCGCUGCCAUCUGCCGCCCCCUCCCGAGCCCUCCCGGAGCAGUGGCUGGGGCAGCUGGCUCACUUGAGGAGCUCAUUCCCCCUGAAACCCUCCAAGAACAAUAAACAUAGUCUGAGAACGCUCUCUAGGGAGUUCUUGAUGUAUCUGCAGCGCUACAAGGCCUUCUUCGCGGCCCUGCCGGAGAUGCUGUGCGAAGGGGAGAACGUGGUGGACGACGCCACGUGUUGGAGCGGAGACGGCGUGGUGGAGAGCUACACGGGCAGAGUGGUGGGAAACGGCCUGCACGCCCAGAGGCAAAACCCAGAGGUCAAAGUUCGCAGCAUGGACCCUGCCAUGGAGGAGGUCAAGAAGAGGUUGGAGCUCUUCAACCAGGAAACCCAUGAAAAGUUCCCCAAACUGGGUCAGAUGGAGGCCUGGGACGACCUGGGCAGCGGGGAGACGGAGGACGGCAGCACGGCCGACUGCGAUGAUGAGGAUGGAUGUCAGGCCUCCGGAGACGGACCAGAAAAGAGCUCGCACAAAGACGUCUCCGGCGAGGGACAGCCCACCGGGAGGAAGCCGGGCGAAAACCCGCGUGAGAACCCGUCCAAGCCGCCCUCGGUGAAGGUGAUCGGCGGCUCGCCGCCCGCCGCCUGGAGCCUGGCGCCGCUGCUGGCCGGACUCUGCUGGCAGUGGCUCCUGUUCUGAUGUGCGACUCGGUCCUGGACCCCACGUGCACGCCAACACACACACACACACACACACAUGCAACACCUGACUGUGCUCGUCCAGGAGGAGGACGGACUGCAGAUGAGCCUCAUGGGAACUAAACGUCUGGCGGCGGCUGCGAUGUGGGUGCUUGCACGUCCGCUAUGUCAUUUCGGGUUCGACCUGUGCGUGUGUGUGCGUGCGUGCACACACACAGCCCUGCGAAACGCCUCGCCUCACUCACACAAACACACACUCAGAACGGGACUGCGGCGCUCUGACUUCACUUAAAAACUCUUACACUCACUUACACGCAUUUUGCAUUUACCAGAACAGCUGUCGUUCCUUUUUCUUUUUUUUUCUCUCUCUCUCCUUCCUCUCAUUUUCCUGCUGCUGCUGGUUUUACUUAUCCUCUCAAGCUUCCAAACCUCAUCACAGCGCUGCGCCAUUUGCCAGCCGGGCAGAAGAAAUCGGCUCAUUUGAGAGGCUCAACUCAUUUCUUUGCGAGGAUUAAGGAACGCAUGAUAGACUGAUAGAUCCGUCCCGGGUGCCCGGGACCCUCUAAUGACUGUGUACCUUGGCGGGGGAUUAGAUUGUAAUGAGUUCACAGGUACGGCGCGAGCCCGACACACUGCGCAGAUAAAUUAGGUGUGUAUAGUAUGUAACUGUAUAUAGGUGGAAAGGAUUUGAUGCAAGCUGCCUAAUGGGUUAUUCCCUUUUUAUUUUUCCUUUAAUGGGCUCCGCCCGCCCGCUCCACGGUACAGAGAAAAGGAAUGCGCGUCGUUUUCCCACCUGAAGCCGACAGUUUUUGAACCUUUUAAAACAAAAGAACAUGUGCAUUACUGAUUUCGUUGGUUAUCGUGCAUCCGGAUUGAGUGUGUUUGCUCGUUGAAUUGCACAUUAACGCAUGUAUGGGCGAUAAAAACAAGUAUUUUUAAAAAGAAAAUCAUCGCAGAAUUUGAAUAGUUUUUUCAUAAAUGACAGUUAUUUUUCUCUUCAGGCUUUACAGGAUGAAACAUGACAAAUAAGGAUGUUGCAAAAGUAUAAGGUACAAGCAAACAAAAGAAUCAUUAAACACGUCCCGUCUUUUGUUUGUUUGCACCUUAAACUUUCAUUUCUGCUUCAUCUUCCUCCGUUUCCGUUUUGCGGAUUACCGCAGCCGACUCGGCCCGAUCCGAACUACACACACACACACACACACGCACACACAGCAUCCGAGCUAAAAUGCAUCUUAAAUAUAUAUACAUACAUGCAUACGAUGUUACGCUGAAGCCUGCAGGGGAUGGAGGGGACAAUAACCACGACUCGUGCAGUUUAAACCUGUCAUCCUGUAUUUUUGUUUUUGUUUUAUUCCGGAUUUUCGCCUGAAUGAUCGCUUACAGCCCAACGCCUUCUCCGCAUGUGUAUAAAUGUACAUAUUUUACAUCA